This is a messenger RNA of Corythoichthys intestinalis (scribbled pipefish), 1437 nucleotides long. Its product is annotated as patatin-like phospholipase domain-containing protein 2. Gene Ontology annotation, molecular function: triacylglycerol lipase activity. Gene Ontology annotation, biological process: lipid homeostasis; triglyceride catabolic process. NCBI's taxonomy places the organism in Eukaryota, Metazoa, Chordata, Actinopteri, Syngnathiformes, Syngnathidae. The record is from RefSeq and is a predicted model, not a curated record. The coding region runs from base 20 to 1120 and encodes 366 amino acids. Gene Ontology annotation, cellular component: membrane; cytoplasm; lipid droplet. The transcript is spliced from 9 exons.
GUGUGAAAACAACAAGGGAAUGUUUGCCAAAGGUGAAAAGUGGAAUAUUUCCUUCGCGGGAUGCGGUUUCAGUAGUGUUUACUACUUGGGAGCGCUGACAUGCAUCCUGGAGCGAGUGCCGCAUUUGGUACAUGGAGCCUCAAAGAUCUGCGGAGCCUCAUCGGGAUGCCUGGUGGCUGCGGCGUUGACCGUCGGACUUCCCAUGGGUUCAUCUUUUACAAUGUUAAAAGUCUACAAUUCCAAACAAACAAGAGAACAUAUGUGGUCUGACUUGUUGGCGGUGGCCAAAGAAGCGAGGAAGCAUCGGCUGAGCGUCUUUCAUCCGACCUUCAGCCUCCUGCGUACAGUGCGCGACUCCCUGCGGAAGAAGCUUCCGGAAGAUGCCCACAGACUCGCUUCUGGGAGGCUCUGCGUAUCUCUAACCAGGUUGAUUGACGGGAGUAAUAUCCUGGUGUCGCACUUCGACACCAGGGAGGAGCUCAUACAGGUGCUGAUAUGCAGCUGUUUCUUUCCCGUCUACUGCGGCUUCAUCCCACCCUCCUACCGCGGACAGCUGUACAUAGAUGGAGCCCUGAGCAACAACAUGCCACUGUUGGAUCAUCCUAACACCAUUACGGUGGCUCCGUUCAGCAGUGAGAGUGACAUCAGUCCCAAAGACGGGGCUUGGACCUCCAUCUCCGUGCACUGUAACAAUCUAUGCUUGCAUGUGACCGCGGGAAACGUGCGUCGAAUCUUCACCUCGUUCCUGCCCCCUGCGCCGGAGGAGCUGGCUGAGAUCUUCCAAAGUGGCUACACAGAUGCCCUUCACUUUCUGAGACAAGAAAAUCUGCUGGAACAAUUUUCCCCAGAAGAGCAGGAGGACAAUUUAAAUGUUGCAAAAGCACCUUUUUGGGGACAACACUGGUGGCUGGAGCAUGAACAGGCGCAAACCCUCCCACUAAACUAUAAGAGAGUGUUGUGCAGGGAUGCUGGUGACGUAACUGGUUUGUGCCCUCUUGAUGCUUUUUACUACAUGCUGACUCCACUGGUAUUGGUGGCCGAGUUGAUCUGGUUCGUUUUAAACAGCCUUUUUACAGAGAAGAAACAGAGUAGACUGGACUAUGAUUCUUCAAAAACUUGAAUCUUGACCAAUGUGGACCUGAUGUAUUUGUUUUGUGAAUAUCUAAACUCCCUUAAGAGGAUCAUGUAACUUAUACAAAAGAUAGUUUCCACACAUUUUUCUUCUAUUAAAAACACCUGAAAAGAUGAAUAAAAAAAAAAAAAAGUGCAAUAAUGUAUAAAAAGCACCAUCAUGAGAUUUUAAUGGACACAACAUUGUAAUUAUAAAACUUCAUAAACAGAUUCUAAAAAGUCCUACAACGAAAUAAAUUCAUGAUAAAUUCUACUGAGGUAAUUCCCAAUGAUGACAUAACCCCUGCUAUCAAAGCAGUGGUUUAA